Messenger RNA from Caretta caretta (loggerhead turtle), 2424 nucleotides. RefSeq names its product TLC domain containing 3B (gene TLCD3B). NCBI's taxonomy places the organism in Eukaryota, Metazoa, Chordata, Testudines, Cheloniidae. Gene Ontology annotation, cellular component: endoplasmic reticulum; membrane. Gene Ontology annotation, molecular function: sphingosine N-acyltransferase activity. The record is from RefSeq and is a predicted model, not a curated record. Gene Ontology annotation, biological process: lipid homeostasis; ceramide biosynthetic process.
CCCUCUUCCCCCCUUUCUCUCUGUCACAGCCGGCCUCAGAGCCGCUGCCUGGAUCCAAGCAGCCGCUGCCUGCCCUCCAUCACCCCCACUACCAUGUGCAGCCCCCAAGCCUGUCCCCCAUCCGGCUACAGCAAGGUCGGAUCCCAGCCCCACUGAUCUCCCCUCAUCCCAACCCCACCCCCAGUCUGUGUGGGUCCCCCCCUUCUGCACCCCAUCAGAGAUGUUUCACCCCUUGGUGGCUGGGGGCAUCGUCUUCCCAGGGCUCUUCCUGCUGGCCAAGAACAGCCUCAAGCGGCUGCCCUGGCUGCAGUGGGAUGAGGCCGACGCUGUCAUCAUCUCAGCCAGGCUGGUCUCCUCCAUCCAAGCCGUCAUGGCCUCCACAGCCGGAUACAUCGUUUUCAGCUCCUGCCAACACGUUAUCGAUGACCAGCAUUGGCUGACGAGCGCCUACACGGAGUUUGCGGUGCCCUACUUCAUCUACGACAUCUACGCCAUGUUCCUGUGCCAUUGGCACAAGUACCGGGUGAAGGGGCACGAGGCUGCGGGGCCCCGCUCGCUGCGCACCGUCACCCGCGCCUUCCUGCACAAGGAGUUCCUCAUGGUGCUGCACCACCUCUGCAUGGUGCUGGUGUGCUUCCCCGUCUCCGUGCUGUGGCGCCAGGGGAAGGGCGAUUUCUUCCUGGGCUGCAUGCUGAUGGCCGAGCUGAGCACCCCCUUCGUCUCCCUGGGCAAGGUGCUCAUCCUGUACAAGCGGCAGCACACCCUGCUGCACAAGGUGAACGGGCUGCUCAUGCUGGUGACCUUCUUCUGCUGCCGCAUCCUGCUCUUCCCCUACAUGUACCGGGCCUACGGGCGCCACGCCGGGCUGCCCCUGCACCGCGUGCCCCUCGCCCUGCCGCCCGCCUACAACCUGGGCGCCGCCCUGCUCCUGGCCCCCCAGCUCUACUGGUUCGGCCUCAUCUGCCGCGGGGCCGUCCGCCUCUUCCGCCACGCCCCGCCCACGGACCCCGCCCUGCGCAACGGGCAUGGCCCCGGGGGGCGGGCGCUGGACUGAGACCCCCGCCCUGCGCCACGGCCCCGGGGGGGCGGGCGCUGGACUGAGACCCCCCCGGUGCCACAGGCUCCGCCCCCGGGGCGGGCGCUGGACUGAGACCCCCCCAGUGCCACGGGCACCGUCCCCGGGGGCGGGUGCUGGACUGAGACCCCUCCAGUGCCACGGGCACCGCCCCCGAGGGUGGGCAAUGGACUCAGACCCUCCCGGUGCCAUGGGCACCGUCCCUGGGGGCGGGUGCUGGACUGAGACCCCCCCAGUGCCACGGGCACCGCCCCCGAGGGCGGGCAAUGGACUCAGACCCUCCCGGUGCCAUGGGCACCGUCCCCGGGGGCGGGUGCUGGACUGAGACCCCCCCAGUGCCACUGGCAAGGCCCCCGAGGGCGGGCGCUGGACUGAGACCCCCCCAGUGCCACGGGCACCGCCCCCGAGGGCGGGCGCUGGACUCAGACCCCCCCGGUGCCACGGACUCCGCCCCCGGGGGCGGGUGCUGGACUGAGACCCUCCCCUGUGCCACGGGCACUGCCCCGGGGGCGGGUGCUGGACUGAGACCCCCCCAGUGCCACAGGCAAGGCCCCCGGGGCGGGCGCUGGACUGAGACCUCCCCUGUGCCAUGGGCACCGCCCCCAGGGGCGGGCGCUGCAUUGAGACCUCCCAGCCUACCUGCUCUGUGCUAAGGGCAUGGCCUCGGGGGGGGGGCCUCGCUGUCCUGAGCCCCCCUGCCCGUGCGCAGCCCCAAGGCCCUGGCAUGAGACUGUCCCCGCGUGGUGGGCACGGGGUGAACUGACGCCCGCGGCCGGCGCCCGCGGCCGGCGCCCACAGCCUCAGCUUCUAACGACUUUAUUUAUUUAUUUAUUGGGGGCCCGCCCUGGAAUUCUCCGGGGGCUGCUGCAGGACGGAGUGGGGCCCCCCUUGGCCUGACAGGGGCUGACUGCAGCCCCCAUUCUCAGGGGGCUGCCCAGUAGCACCUGGGGCACUCCCUCUGGGUGGUGCAGCUCAGGCACCCCCAGUAAUGGGGGGAUGAGGUGCAAAUCGGGGGGCUGGCUGUGUUGGGAGGUGAGAGUUUGGCCUGGAGAUUUGGGGGACCCCUGGGAAUCUCAGGGGGCCACCCAGGGGAUUGAAUUCCUGCCCCACCAGAGUGUGGGGGGACCCAGCUAGACUCCACCAGCAGACAGUUUGGGUGGACUUGGGAACCCCCCGCACUGCCCCCCACUGUAGCAAUAACCAGGCAGCGGGUGGGGAACUGACCCCCCCAACAAGGACUGUGAGCUCUGCACCCCCCAGCUGCUCGCUGGGUCCGGAUGUAUACGGGGGGGAUUUCUAACCCUGGGGAGGCUGCAAAGUAUUAAAGGAGCCUUGAUCCAAUGCCAGCA